Molecule: messenger RNA, 1044 nt
Organism: Phytophthora nicotianae INRA-310
Lineage: Eukaryota; Oomycota; Peronosporomycetes; Peronosporales; Peronosporaceae
Exons: 1
Coding region: 1-1044 (347 amino acids)
Source: RefSeq, a predicted model, not a curated record
AUGGAGACGAAAUGCGGGGACGUCGAGCAAGUUUUGAAGCAAACUCCGCUUCGUCGUUCUGGUUUACUUUUCAGAAUUCUGCACGGCUUCAAGGAGAUCCCAAUCAUUGUUUUGGUGCCUAUUGGGUUGGUGGUUUUUGGUCUCGUCAUGGAGGCGCAUAUUAUCGCGUGUAUGCCAGAAAGAUAUAUUCUUAGCGAAGAUAUCGUCUGCUUACCGAGAGUUGUGAGAGCCGGCUCUAUCGAGUACCAUUCGGGUCACCGAUUUUACUCGAUAUUGAGAGAGAUGGACCCUCCUGCAGUACCAACUUUCCAUGGGGAGCAUACGAAGCUUUGUCAAGAUAAACUGCGAUAUAGUAUGAAAUACAGCUACUGUUUGCCCAUAUCAGGACGGAAGGAUACUCCGUUUUGUAUCGCUGGAGACCGAACUGAUCUACUCAACGUCCGAUCACCAAAGUCGAUUUGCUAUGCAAGUGUACUUCACAUGUUGAUGGUGGAUGUAUACGAGGAGCUCAAGGCCACGGGGAACACUCCUUUGAUCACGUUUGGGUCAUUGCUAGGAGCUGUAAGAAAUGGAUCCAUGAUCCCAUUCACGGAAGACGCAGACAUCGGGUUCGUGGGGAGACUCAAGUUCAAAGAUGAGGUCGUGGAAGCACUACGACAGAAAGGUUAUCACAUGUUCUUCAUGAAGAUUUGGCGCGUCUGUGUGGCACCGACUCACCCGCUGGCAGCUCGUCUCUAUGAUCCAAACAAACCUCUUACAAGGAACUUUGCCGUGCCAUACGUGGAUCUGUACAGGAUGAAGAAAGUGAACGAUAGUCUUUGGGAUAUUCAGGAAUUAGUAGGCAGUAACGGACGGUUUCUUCCUGGAGACAAAGUGGAACCAUUAUCACAAGUGACGAUCAACGGGAUGCCGUUCGACACGGUACACGACCCAAAGUUCUUCUUGGCGGAGGCAUAUGGCCCGAACUACAUGACGCCAAAGCCACGAAGACCCGCUCUGGUUAAGCCCAACGUGCCCGUGGUGGCAAACAAGGAUACAACUUGA